UUUGUAUCCGUCAUUAAACUGGAGCGCGGCGUGGGUUACUUUAGUGUGCACACUUGACACAGUUGAAACAAAAACAGAAAUUUGAUCCAUGCACAGGAAGUCACGCUUUCAGCAUAGGAACGGUCAGGAGAGACAUGGGGCUGAAGCAAAGCCAGAAGACUCAGUUCCCUGUGGUACCUGUACCACUAUGUGUCCUGUCUCAGAGGUUCGGCGGCGGGAGACAGAGAGGCAGUUGCAUUGCUUUGAGAUGGAACGUGGGACAGAGAAAGAGCGCAAGCCCCGUGCUGAUCUCUCCCGCACUGUUAAAGAGUACUCGCGUCCUGCAGCUGGUAAAGACAGCACCAGAGCCUGUGACCUGCGACCUCCAGACGUUCUGUUCAAAACAGUGUGUUACUUGGUGGAUGAGAUAGCGGCCUCGCCUACACUUCAGCCCUGGACUGAGGUCUACAGCUUUGUGUUCGACCGUUUGCGCAGUGUACGGCAGGACAUGGUCAUCCAGCGUGUGUCUGGCAGGGAGUGUGUUGCGGUGCUUGAGAGAACAGUGCGCUUCCAUCUCUACGCAUCAUACCGACUAUGCGGUGCACCUCUGCAGCUCUUCGACCCACAUAUUAAUGACACACACCUGCAGGAGUGUCUGAGCUGGCUGUUGGAAUGCUACAGCGAGGGACAGUUUGAGCAUCAGGCAGAAUUCCAGGCCCUCAGCCUGCUCUACAACCUGGGUUCCACAAGGACACUGCAGCGUUCCCUUGAGCUGCCAGACAAAAUUCGUCUCUCUCCUCAGGUUCAGUUGGCUCUGGCGAUUAAUUGGGCUUAUACGGAGCGCAACCCUGUACGUCUCCUACGUCUAGCCCAAAAACUGGACUUCAUACAAGCCUGUGCCCUUCAUAGACACCUAUUGUCCUGCAGGAGAGAUUUGCUUCGGCUCUACAGCCAUGGAUACAACAGCCGAAACUGUCGCUUUCCCGUCCAGAAGUUAGCAGACAUUCUCGAUCUGGAGUGUUCACUGGCUGGGCAGCUUUGCCUGGCACAUGGACUCCAAGUGAGCGGGGACUGCGUUGUCUUCUCUAAAGCCUCCUUUAGUGAGAGCCCUUGUAAAGAGCUGCAGUGUGAACGAAUGCACAAAUUGGUGGAUGAUGAGCAACAAGACAUUUCAGUUGGCAACAUCAUUCAUGGCAUUGCCUGAACACGUGAUUUUAAAAGGGUGGUUCAAUAAAAGGUAUUUAAAUUUUUUAAUAUACUGUGAAUUUACUGUUUUUAAUUUAAAAAAAAUGUUUUUUAAGGCAUUUGAUUCAUGUUUUUUCUUUGACAAAAUACAAUUUUCUGAUUUUUUUCUUUCAUGUAUUGUAAUUACAAAUACAAUAUUGACAUGUUGAAGGAGAUCCUUAGCAUUAUUCAAAAAACUUUAUAAAAUGCCUGUGAAUCAUAGAAAUCGUAGCCAAAAAUUCUUGACCAAUGAACUCGUAUGACUUAGACCAGCGGUGUCCAAUCUUAUCCACAAAGGGCCGGUGUGGGUGCAGGUUUUCAUUCCAACCAAGCAGAAGCCACACCUGAUUCCCUGUUUAAUCAGUUGUUCUUGGCUUUUAGUAGACUUUUGUGUGGCUUCUGUUUGGUUGGAAUGAAAACCUGCACCCACACCGGCCCUUUCCGGAUAAGAUUGAACACCGCUGACUUAGACCUUUCUAAAAAUUAUAAACGUAUGUGGUAUCGCUGUAAUUAUUUGCACACUCUGGCCUUAUAAUCGUUACUGCUGAGUUUUAGAUCUCAUCUUUUGGUAUAAGAUUUAUAUUUCUCCUUUCAAAGUCUUCUUAAAAAAUUUUUUUUUUUUUUUUUUUUUUUAUACCUUUACCCAUUGCCUUCUUGGAUUGUUGAUGUCACUGACUUGUUUUUGGGGUUUUAUUCACAGCUGUUACAAUGUUUUAACCAGUGGUUUCUUUUAUUUAUUUAUUUUUUGGGGUCGGGGGCACGGUGUUCACAAAUUGUUGUCUUGUAUUUAUGCAAUUACAGCUUUGUGGUCUUGAUGUUGGUUUAUCGACAUUUAAUGACAAAUGCAGUCUUCACAGGUGAAAACCAGGGCUCCAUCCAAGAAUAAACAUUCACAUUAAUUCUAUAAACAAUUAUUCAAACAGACCACAUGAAACACUUAUGUUAUUUUCCUCUAUUUUUGAUUACUUGAAAAAUGAGUGGGUUCUAACAAAAUAUGUUCUUUUUUUUAACAUAACUAGAUGUAAGUAUCAGAAAAUAAAAGCUGAAAUUCUGAUCUG
Tachysurus vachellii is the source of this 2261-nucleotide messenger RNA. It is a transcript of the gene sac3d1, whose product is annotated as SAC3 domain containing 1. Gene Ontology annotation, biological process: centrosome duplication; spindle assembly. The transcript has 4 exons. Lineage: Eukaryota; Metazoa; Chordata; Actinopteri; Siluriformes; Bagridae. Bases 89 to 1183 code for a protein of 364 amino acids. The record is from RefSeq and is a predicted model, not a curated record. Gene Ontology annotation, cellular component: nucleus; spindle; centrosome.